CCCAAAGGGUUUUUUUUGAACGUUGGGGGUCAAGUGAUGGCCUGAAUGGUCCCCUGGCUGAUUUCUUGUGGCCGAAGAAGGCCCUAUAAACACAUGCUUUUGAUGCUUUGACAUCUUGAUUUGUAGCCUGAUGUUUCUUGCGCCAGAUCUCACAAAUCACUUGCUCUUGGUUACGCGUCCUAUUGGCUCGCACAGCGCAGAAACACCUUCUGCCCGUGCCGCUGCGAUGAAGGUCUUUUUUUCGUCCCUGGCGCGGCGCGAGGCGCUGGAGUUGUCACCAGAGGCGACCGCCACAGAGGCGAAGCAACAGUUGGCGGAGGUGCUGCAGUGUGAGGCCACUGCACUGAGCUUGGUGCUAGGCACCAGUACUUGGGAUGAUGGCAAGGCUAAGGACGUGCUGUCCGAGGGGGCUGAGAUCACAGUGAUCAAAUCCGAAGGUUGGGUGGUGCCGCGGAUCGAGGCGCUGAAGGCCAAGUUUGAGAAGUUUGGAAAGCUUCUGACCGAGCCUGGUAAACAUGAACUCUCACACGAUGCAGAGCUUCCUGAAGGUCUUGAGUUUCCCGCAUCACUGGCAUUACUGCUGAAGUAUGCUGUGAAGUGGAGCUAUCGGACGGAUAUGGGCAUCCCACCGCUGGAGCUCUUCGUUGCAAAUCAGGAUUUUAAGCUGGACAUUUUUGGUGACGAGGAGUGCAAAGCAGAUUGGAUGGAGGAACAUGGCGAGGAGAGCUGCGCUGGCGACGAUUGGAUGCUCUUGGCCAGUUCCUCUGAGUACGACUACUUCUUUGUCAAUGUCAAGAAGUCCUCUCCCCACUUUGGCAUGGUGAAGUGUGGCGAGCAGACCAGUAAUGUUUUUGUUGUGUUUUGUGAAACAAAAAUCUUCUGAACGUGAGACCGGUACAACCUGCAAGAUGUCAGCAACUAGUGUGCAGCAGACGCCGGAGGUCAGCGUUGGACGUUGUUCGGUUUGGGUUUGCAACAGAUGGGCAGACAACCGAGGAAACAUAUUGUCAACAACUGCGACGAAGAAGAGGUCAGCCAUUGUCGCUAAUUAAGUGUAUUAAAGAUUUAUGCAGCGGGCUGUGGUGUAGUGAAUGCAAAAAUGUUUGGAUCACCCCCCCGGUGCUUGCGCCUAUUCCGAAAUGCCAAAAUGUUUGGAUCAACCCCCCCGGUGCUUGCACCUAUUCUGACAGUGUGAAAACGGCUACGCCAUGUUGAGCCAGACAUAUCCUGGAGGUCUUUUCAGAGCCUCCCUUCGAUAAUUUUUUGGACUCAAUGGAGAAGUUUGCAGAAGACGUCGCGGAGAAGGUGCGUUUCCAUCAUGUGUUUGUGUGGAGUGAAUCAAAUCCUCUAUUCCUCUCAGAGAUUCCGGCCACAUUGAUUUGCCGUGUAUCUGAGUUAUCAUAAUAACUUAAGAACUGAAACACAUGAAUGGAGAUUGCGGGGGGGAAGUAGCGGGGGAUUCCGGGUCAGGACGAGGAUGACGUCGAGGGCUUGCAUGGUUGGAAACCACAGGAGCCACAGCCGAAGAAACAGAAGACUUGAGACGUGCAGAGUGCAGAGCAGAACUGCAGAACGUAGCUGUUUUCGUGUGGUCUGGCGCAGUUUUUGGUGCCGAUUGUUUGAAGAAGCGGUGACAGCUCAAAAGUGCGAGGAACCAAAA
Messenger RNA from Durusdinium trenchii, 1660 nucleotides. Lineage: Eukaryota; Dinophyceae; Suessiales; Symbiodiniaceae. The record is from the annotation of a GenBank genome assembly.